Morus notabilis is the source of this 1947-nucleotide messenger RNA. RefSeq lists its product as uncharacterized. The transcript is spliced from 5 exons. Gene Ontology annotation, biological process: exonucleolytic trimming to generate mature 3'-end of 5.8S rRNA from tricistronic rRNA transcript (SSU-rRNA, 5.8S rRNA, LSU-rRNA). Bases 224 to 1570 code for a protein of 448 amino acids. Lineage: Eukaryota; Viridiplantae; Streptophyta; Magnoliopsida; Rosales; Moraceae. The record is from RefSeq and is a predicted model, not a curated record. Gene Ontology annotation, molecular function: nucleic acid binding; zinc ion binding; 3'-5'-RNA exonuclease activity.
GGAGUCCGUGGCCCUACAUGAUGCGAUUCCGAAGUUGGUUCCAACCGCCGCUAGCGACGAGAGAAAGAGAAACGGAAACAGAAAUAGAUAUAGAGAGAGAGAGCGCCGGACAAAGUACCUUGCGCUCUACUUCUCUCUCUCUUUCAAUUCGGCAUCUCAACACUUUUUCUUCUCCUAUUCCUUCUUACACCCAUCUCUCUCCCUCCUCCUGUACGAUCUUAGCAUGUGGACAAUUUUGGAGGGAGAUCUGAAUUUUCUCGUCGUUGAGCGCCCACUACACCAUGAUGACCUUGAUAUUCAAGAGACAAAGCAAAAGUACCAUGACACAUCCGUGGGAUGCCUACAUGGUGAAGCAAUACCUCCAAACCUGCAAGAUAAUGGGAAAUUAGGGGAAGGAUCUUUGAAGCCGAUAGACGAAACUGGUAGCCAUUUUGUGGGUGGUAUAACUGAAGGUGGGUCACUCAACACCACGUACACUAUCCCUCCAAAUGAAGCUUACCAUAGACCAUUCUACCAACAGGGUUAUCAUGUUUGGUCAGCUUAUCAUCCUGAGAAUCAAAAGGCACAACAGUACCAGUUUUAUCCGCUAGAAAACCACGUCUAUCCUGUGAAUCAUCAUGAAUACUGUAUUCCAGAUGAUAAUAAAUUUCAAUAUCUGCCCUUAUGGAAGUUAUCCCAGAUGUAUCAAUCACAGUUUAAUUUUCAAGAGUUUCAGUAUUUUGUGGUUAUAGAUUUUGAGGCAACUUGUGACAAAGAGAAGAAUCCUCACCCACAGGAGAUUAUUGAAUUCCCAGCGGUUCUGGUGAAUAGUAUCACUGGGCAGCUGGAAGAUCAGUUUCAAGUAUAUGUGCGUCCUACUCACAAUCAACUUCUUAGUAAUUUCUGUAAGGAUCUUACCGGAAUUCAACAAACUCAGGUUGACAAAGGCGUUCUCUUGAGUGAGGCUCUAUUUCUGCAUGAUAAGUGGCUUGAAGAAAAGGGGGUCAAGCGAACUAACUUUGUUGUGGUUACGUGGUCAAAUUGGGAUUGUCGGGUGAUGCUGGAAUCUGAGUGUCGAUUCAAAAGGAUCCAAAAACCACCAUACUUCAACAGAUGGAUCAAUCUGAAGAUCCCAUUCCAUGAGGUAUUUGGAGGGGUGAAGUGCAACCUGAAAGAAGCUGUUCAGCUGGCUGGCCUCACUUGGGAAGGCCGUGCUCACUGCGGCCUUGACGAUGCUAAGAACACUGCUCGCCUGCUUACCUACCUAAUGCACCGUGGAUUCCAGUUUACCAUAACUAACUCACUGACGUGGCAGCCCACGGAUCAUCCGUUAACACUGCAAAAGUUCCCGGAGUACCAAUCGUGCUUCAUCCCACCCCCUUACAGGAUGAAGCACCAAUCGGUACCGUUGGUCCCCUUUCAUCAGAUCCAGAUCGGGCACGGCGAAGAAGAAAAAUGCUUCUGCGGGGUGCAAAGACGAAAACAAAUGGUGCAGAAACCGGGACCAAGUCAUGGCUGCUUCUACUUUGGCUGUGGUAGGGCUCCCAACGGAGGACGCUGUUGCAAUUAUUUUGCAUGGGCUACAGUAUAACUGAAAGUCUUAUAAGUUUACCAUUUUAACUAAAUUCUAAAAAAGAAAAAAAGAGAGAAAAAAAAUCGACAAUAGCAAGAUGCUUCUGGAGGGUGCCUGAGUCAUUUCUAGUAGGGCUCUGACUUGUAAAGUUUGACUUCUUGAAACGAGAGAUGGUAUGCCUACAAAAAAGAAAAGAAAAGAAAAGAAAAGAAUGCAUUUUGCAAGGCUGAGGAGCUUUAGGACAUGGUUUUUCUUUGUUACUGUUCGAUCUUAUUAGCUUUGAAUUAGCAGAGGCUGAACUGCUAAAUAAUGGAUGUGAUUCUACGACGCCAUUUCCUAUAAUAUUUAUGUAGAAAAUCUGGCAAUCUCUGAUUGCUGUGUUCUCCAUUUCAGGC